Messenger RNA from Glycine soja, 583 nucleotides. RefSeq names its product auxin-induced protein 6B-like. The transcript has a single exon. Gene Ontology annotation, biological process: response to auxin. The record is from RefSeq and is a predicted model, not a curated record. NCBI's taxonomy places the organism in Eukaryota, Viridiplantae, Streptophyta, Magnoliopsida, Fabales, Fabaceae. Bases 187 to 465 code for a protein of 92 amino acids.
CCAUCCGUUAAUAAUCAUGUCUCUUAAAAUUUGGUUUCCUCAUUAUCUUGAAAAUUAUAAAUACACUUCCUCUUGCCUUCACAAACAACACAAAUCACUGGCAUCAUCAAGCAUCAAUAUUUAGAUUCAUUCUUCUUAGAUCUGAGAUUUUUGCCUUGUUCUUGUUCCUACAAAUAAGCACACAAAAUGGGUUUCCGUUUACCUGCUAUUCGACGGGCAUCAUUCAACGCUAACCAAUCAGCAUCGAAAUCAGCUGAACUUCCAAAGGGCUAUUUGGCGGUGUACGUUGGAGACAAACAGAAACGGUUUGUGAUUCCCAUAUCAUACUUGAACCAACCUUCAUUUCAAGACUUAUUGAGUCAAGCUGAGAAAGAGUAUGGAUAUGAUCAUCCCAUGGGUGGCCUCACAAUUCCUUGUAGUGAAGAUGUCUUCCAACAUAUAACUUCCCGCUUGAAUGGACAAUAAAUCUCACACUUUAGGAGACUGACAUAGAUUAGGAGAGACAUUUUGUACUGUAGGCAUCUUCUUUAACUUGUAGCAUGUUACCAAUUUCUGAGUAAUGCCAACGAAUUCAAUUGCUUAA